Pyrgilauda ruficollis (rufous-necked snowfinch) is the source of this 918-nucleotide messenger RNA. RefSeq names its product adaptor related protein complex 1 subunit sigma 3 (gene AP1S3). The record is from RefSeq and is a predicted model, not a curated record. Gene Ontology annotation, cellular component: intracellular membrane-bounded organelle; membrane coat; AP-1 adaptor complex. Gene Ontology annotation, molecular function: clathrin-cargo adaptor activity. The transcript has 4 exons. NCBI's taxonomy places the organism in Eukaryota, Metazoa, Chordata, Aves, Passeriformes, Passeridae. Gene Ontology annotation, biological process: vesicle-mediated transport; intracellular protein transport.
AUGUUGCUUUGUUUACUCUAGAUACACUUUAUACUGCUGUUCAGUCGGCAGGGGAAGUUAAGGCUUCAGAAAUGGUACACGACGCUACCUGAUAAAGAGAAGAAAAAGAUCAUUCGAGAAAUUAUUCAGAUUAUUUUGUCUCGCAAUCAAAAAACAAGUAGUUUUGUUGACUGGAAAGACCUCAAGCUUGUUUACAAAAGGUAUGCUAGUUUGUAUUUCUGCUGUGCAAUAGAAGACCAGGAUAACGAGCUGCUGACACUAGAGGUCGUUCAUCGAUAUGUGGAGCUCCUGGACAGAUACUUUGGAAACGUGUGCGAGCUGGAUAUUAUCUUCAAUUUUGAAAAAGCUUAUUUUAUUCUUGAUGAGUUUAUAAUUGGUGGAGAAGUACAAGAGACUUCAAAGAAGACUGCAGUGAAAGCCAUAGAAGACUCUGACAUGUUGCAGGAGACAGUGGAAGAAUAUAUGAACAAGCCUGCAUUUUAAUGUUAAACUACCUGGAGAGAAAACUGCUGUAUGCACCUCUAAAGUGCACUUCCUGAAAUUCUUCCCAAUGUGCCAGAUACUCAGAGGAAUACCAAAAACCAAUAACUGAAAGGGUUUGUUUGUAUAAUGGUGAAGAUGAAGGUCAGCUAAUGUAGCAAAGGGUUUAACAAUUCCGUGCUUUGCAUUACUCUGUACAUGAGUUUCUCAGAGUUGUUAUUGCCCCAGUCUAGUUUCUCUUCUUGUUGCUGGACUCAAUUCUUGUUUUAUACCACGUCUUUUAGCUACGGGUUUUGUCAUCACAAAAUGCUCCUCUGACAAUACUUUGAGGAGGUAUUUUUACUAAUUUUGUUCACUGCUGACUGUAUGACUCUACUUUUGUACAAGUGUCCAUUAUUUUGAAUGUAAUGGUUAUUCUGCUGUAAUAAUAAUUUUUUU